Molecule: messenger RNA, 2107 nt
Organism: Xylona heveae TC161
Lineage: Eukaryota; Fungi; Ascomycota; Xylonomycetes; Xylonales; Xylonaceae
Product: nuclear and cytoplasmic polyadenylated RNA-binding protein pub1
Exons: 6
Coding region: 179-1657 (492 amino acids)
Molecular function (GO): RNA binding
Source: RefSeq, a predicted model, not a curated record
GGUCAUUUCACAAGUCCUUUGAAAUCUUGUGAGCUUGAAUUUAGCACACAAAUAUCCACUGUUGCCAGUGCUUUUGAUUUAGCCUGCCUAAUAUCUUCUCUUACUUAUCAUACGCCCUUGAAUUGAAAGUCGACUAUUAAUCUAUUUCCAAUCCCAUCUCAUACACUUGAUUUUUACCAUGGCCGACAACCAAACUGCUGGUGCCCCAGCUUCGCUCCCCCUCCCCCCUCAGGCGGCCGGCGCGCCGGGCCAGCAGCCCUAUGAUGCCUCCCAGGCCGCAGCAGCUCAAGGAAACCCCGGCCAUAUGGCGCCUCCUCUGGCUCCUGUCAUCAUUCCUCAAAACACGAACCCAAUUCCGACCGCAAUCACCUCUCCUAUGUCUGGUGUCAUGUCGCCUGGAAACACUGGAGGUGGCUUCGUUCGUCGAGCGGCCCCUGAGCCGAACAAGCGCGCUCUGUACAUUGGUGGACUGGACCCACGAGUGACGGAAGAUGUCUUGAGGCAAAUUUUCGAGACCAGCGGGCACGUGCAGAAUGUCAAAAUUAUUCCUGACAAGAAUGUUCAGAGCAAAGGGUACAAUUACGGCUUCGUGGAGUACGACGACCCUGGCGCCGCUGAGCGCGCCAUGCAAACUCUCAAUGGCCGCCGAAUCCAUCAGAACGAAAUCCGCGUAAACUGGGCCUACCAGGCCAACAGUGUCAACAAGGAAGAUACCACGAAUCAUUUCCACAUCUUCGUCGGCGAUCUCUCCAACGAGGUGAAUGACGAGGUCCUCCUCCAGGCUUUUUCCGCCUUUGGUUCUGUUUCGGAGGCGCGCGUUAUGUGGGAUAUGAAGACGGGCCGUUCCCGCGGCUAUGGCUUCGUCGCCUUCCGCGAGCGCGGAGAUGCCGAGAAAGCGCUGAGCUCCAUGGACGGAGAAUGGCUUGGCUCUCGCGCGAUUCGCUGCAACUGGGCGAAUCAGAAGGGUCAGCCCUCUAUUUCCCAGCAGCAAGCCAUGCAUGCCAUGGGCAUGACUCCUUCGACGCCGUACGGCCACCACCACUUCCCCACGCAUGGGGUGCAGAGCUACGACAUGAUUGUGCAACAGACCCCUCAAUGGCAGACGACAUGUUAUGUUGGUAAUCUGACUCCUUACACCACCCAAAACGAUCUCGUUCCCCUCUUCCAAAAUUUUGGUUUUGUGGUCGAGACCAGGAUGCAGGCCGACCGUGGUUUUGCCUUCAUCAAGAUGGACACGCAUGAGAAUGCCGCCAUGGCCAUUUGCCAAUUGAAUAGUUACAAUGUGAACGGUCGGCCGCUGAAGUGCAGCUGGGGCAAGGACCGCCCACCGACUGGACAAUUCGAUGGAUUCUCCGCCGCACAACAGGCGCAGGCGCAGGCUACUGGAUAUGGCCAGAACCCUUCCGCCUUCUUCCCUCAGUACGGCGGACCUGGUGGCCCAAUGGCUGCUUCUGGCCCGAGCCCUGCCGGUCAGCGUUGGGGACAGGAUCAGGCUGCUUUUGGUGGCCCUGGCAUGGCCACCCAGGCUUAUGGUGGCAUGCCCGGCGGUGCGGGUGGAUACGGUCGCGGUAACCAAGCUCAAGGCUCCCAGUGGGCUCAGCCGAAUACAGGCGCCUUUGGCAAUGUCGGCAACGGUUUUGCCGGUUACCAAGGUUAAGCAUUGCGUCUUUUCGAACGGAAGCGCAGCUGGGAAGGUCUUGCUAUGAUAACCAAUCCUUUGCGGAAAGUGUACAGUACUUGGGCCUUCCCCCCAUAUUAUUGGCGACACCUGCUGCUGUCCUCUCUGGGUCUCUGGCAUUUUUGAGAGGGGCGUCAUGGCAAAGGCAUUCAUAUCAAGUUUGUGAUGCUUCCGGUGGACGGUAGAUGGAAGAUUUGGAGUUCGAAUCGCUUACUUUCUCUUUUCGCUGAAAACCUGUUCAGGUCUCCACCUGGACAGCCAGCUUCAUAUUCCCUUCUUUUUUUGACAGCAUAAUGAAUCUCCUUUGUGCAUCUCCCAGUUAGUGGUUGUUCUUCCAAGUCAUCUUCCUUUUCCCGUCCUUUCUUUUUUAAUAAAAAGUUGCCAUAUAUUUGACUUUUCUUCUCUUCUGCAAGCUGCUGGUCUCUUUAU